Danaus plexippus (monarch butterfly) is the source of this 3612-nucleotide messenger RNA. RefSeq names its product ankyrin repeat domain-containing protein 12. NCBI's taxonomy places the organism in Eukaryota, Metazoa, Arthropoda, Insecta, Lepidoptera, Nymphalidae. Gene Ontology annotation, cellular component: nucleoplasm. Bases 188 to 2668 code for a protein of 826 amino acids. The transcript has 17 exons. The record is from RefSeq and is a predicted model, not a curated record. Gene Ontology annotation, molecular function: protein binding.
UUUGUGAAUUGUGGUUCGUCGGCCGUCGUGAUGUCUAAUUGAAACAUUUUAAAAGGAAACUAAGAUGUUUAAUUUUGUUUUUGUUUUAUUUUUCUUUAAAAAAGGCUACGAAAGUUUUUUAAAAGAGCAAUAAAAAUUCGUAAUUCUGGUUGGCGUUAAAAGAAAGAAGCGUGGUUAUGCGCGGAGCAUGCCGUCGACGUCUCGGUCGCGGGGCUCUGGGCGCGGGGCUGAUGGCGCGCCGAAGCCCCAAGUCAUAGCCCCCAUGUCGGAGCGGCAGCAGUUGGCACUGGUGAUGCAAAUAUCAUCCCAGGAUGCCCCUCCAGCCGCUCCGACUCCGGCCGAGGAACGGAAGCAUACUCGACAGCAACGAAAUGAACGCGGAGAAACACCAUUACAUGUAGCAGCUAUAAGAGGAGACCAUGAGCAAGUCAAGAAGCUUCUUGAUCAGGGUCAAAACCCAGACAUUCCAGAUUUUGCCGGCUGGACAGCGCUCCACGAAGCCUGUAGCUACGGUUGGUUUGAAGUGGUGACUGUGCUGGUAGAGGGCGGUGCUAAUGUGAACGCCAAGGGCCUAGAUGACGACACACCACUCCAUGAUGCCACCACCUCCGGGAAUCUUAAGAUGGUCGAACUGCUCAUAGAACGUGGGGCUGAUCCGUUCGCAAAGAACGCAAAAGGAAAAACACCCUCAGAUUAUGCUACACCACACAUCUUUGAAUACCUCCAGUCUUUGAAAGAUAACGCGAGAACUGCAAAUACAAGUCGUGCAAGGGAUGACAGCAACAAGAAGGGCAAUGCAAGUGCAAACAGCGAAUCACACAAGCGAAGUAACAUGGAGGGCCUAGCGCAGGGCGAACAUUUGGAGGGCAAGGAAACCUCCACUCAAGAGAAAGGCAAUGUUGAAAGUAGAGAUGAUGGAACAUCACAGCUGAGUAGUGGUGUUGUAUCCUCUACUCAGGAUGAAGUCAAUCCUGGCAACAAGAGGUUGUAUACAGAAGACGGUCAAGAGGCAGAUGUGACAGAGGAAGAUGUUUCAAAACGGAAGAAGAGAAAAGACAAUGAAGAAAAGGAACCCAUGGCCAAACCAGCACCUGUGGCUCGAGGUGGUGCCGGCCGAAUCCUAACUGGUAGCAAACCUCCGGGGCCGGCAAGUAAGACGGGCGCACAGCCGUUGGGCAAAGGAGCACAGAACACAAAGGGCGCGGGUUCUUCUUCUGGAAAAGGUGCGCAGGCGCAGGGGAAGGGGGGCGGCGCCAAUGCCAAAGCUAACGCGCAGGGAUCUCAUCAGGGUAAAUCAGGAGGUGCAAAGGGAGCAUCAGGGUCACAAGCUGGCAAACAAGAUCGGAAGAGUCCAGUCGCAAGCCCGAAGCCAAAUCAGGGUAAGGAUGACGACGAGGACUCCAAAAGCCAGGAAUCGUCUGCACCGAAAGUGCCACCCCUGAAGAUAGUAAUACCAGGAGGGGCGGGUGGUUCCGGAAGUCGUAAUGAACAGGAAGGCGAUGCACCCCAAAGAAGGGCAAGUGGCAGUACAGGUCAGCGUGGUGGAGGCAAGGGUCGUGGUAGCCUGUCAACGCUGCCAUAUGUCAUCCCAUGCACCAGCGCUGACACUGGACAGACAUCAGACAGCUCUGACAACUGUGAAGACAAGCGAACUGGGGAAGCCAAGGCCGGGCAAAGGGUUCUCCGCUCCCACAGAACGAAUGACGGUGAUAAAGAUAAAGGGAUGACCUCUCCGCUAAGAGGGUCGGAGAAUCGCUCAGGCUCAGGGCAGAAUCAGGCUUUGAAUUCCAACAAAAGUCCACCACCCUCUGGGCAGGACGCUGACCACGCUACAUCUACUUCGUCGGGUCCUGGUGGAAGAUCAGAGUCAGCUGCUGGUCCGUCUGUGGAGUUGCAUCCUCGUAAGCGGAAAAUAAAAGCAUCGAAAGAUAAUCAUUCAAGAGACAGCAAGAACGAGCAAGUCCCAGAUAGCACCACGCUUACUCACAACGUCACACAUUCCAACCCCUAUCAAAUGUAUAUUCAUAUAAGGAAACAGAUCGAGAGACGUCAGAAGGCUCUGUUUCCAGUGAAACCAAAGCCGCCUAAAGACUUCAACAAGUACCUGAUGAACCGUUGCACUUACACUCUACAGAGUACUGUUAACCCAGAGCCUCAAGUUGAAAUACCACCCAACCUACCAUCACAAAUGGUGAACGAGUUUUUGGCUCAAGAAAAGGAAAGGACAAGAUUACGUAUCCAACACCUUGUUGAGAAAGAGAAGCUUGUUUUGGCCGUCGAGCAGGAAAUAUUGAGAGUACACGGGCGCGCCGAACGCGCUGUGGCUAACCAGGCUCUCCCCUUUUCCGUGUGCACUAUACUGCGUGAUAAAGAGGUUUACAACGUGCUAGCACCGGAACAAGAGGAGAAACGCAACGCGCAGCGAUCCCGUUGUAACGGACGUCAAAUCAACUCGUGGCUCCAGGAAGUCGAUGAUAAAUGGGAGAAGAUCAAGGAAGGUAUGCUUCGCCGUCAGCAUACGGAAGCUGAGACCUUACACGCAGUACAGACCAUGGGAUGGGAAUGGAAAUUAAAAGAACACGGUCUGUGCGACUACAAGUCCACGCCGAAGAUAGAUCCGACACACGUACCACAGAUACACGUGUCGAAUUUUGACUUGCCCGCUUGAAUUUUAUGUUCAUAUUGCCUGUGUUCAUGUAAGGCUGGCACUAAACUUGUGCUGGCAUAAAUUUAUUUAUCAUUAUUAAGAUCUUUACACUUUUUAACAUCGAUUGGUAAUACGACUCAAGCGGAGCUACAAAAUUGGAUUAUAAUAACAUUUCAAAAUUUUCAUCGACUUUCGUCGACCCUUUCUGGGACUCCUGCUCUCCACGCGCCGUUAACGGAUGAUACUUGACGCGGAAAUUAAUUAUUACCAACUAUUUAAUGCUUUAUAUAUAUAUAAAGUGUUAGCAUGUAAAGAAAUCAUCCUUUAUCGGAGUGUGGUGUAUUAUAUUAUAGUUUUGAAGUCUUAUACCAGGCUCUCUUGACCUGAGAAUCAUCUUCUGUAUAUAUAUCACGAUCUAAUACGUUUAUUUUUAAUGUGAUUGAAUGAUUUUUUUUUAAAUGCCGUUAGUUAGGUUCUAUAAUAAGGUUUAAUUCAUUGCGAUUUACCUUUUUUAUUCUAUUUGACCUGUUAUUUUAUGAUGAAUGUUAUAUAGUAAUUUUAUCGUAAUAUUUUUUUUUUUAAAUAAUGUUCUCAAUAUAUUCUGCUUUUUUUCGUUGUAUUUCUAUUUAUGAAUCAUAUAACGAAUAUAUAUAUAUAUAUAUAAUUGGAUAUACAUAAUUAUGUCAAUGUAAAUUUAAUAUGCAUAUUGUGUUUUUGGUGCGACACUUAUUUUAAAGAUGGUUCAGAAAUCAGUAAAAUUUAUAAAAUUUAUUUUAGAUUAUAUUAAAAUUUAGGCUAAGGUAAAAAUUUUAUAAUAUCGUCGUAAUUUGUUUGUCUAUUUCAGAACAAAUAUUCCUGAUGCGUUUUAAGUAUUCUGUGAAUUGUUUUGACUCAUUGUGAUUUAUCGUAUAAAAUAUUAAUUUCAUAGUCCUCGCUGAGUAUUAUUAAAGACUCAAAUACUUUAA